AUGUUUUCAUACAACUGCGGCGAAAGCCCCGAAACUUUUGUGGGGGAUUACGCGUUUCAUGAAGCGCGUAAAGAGCAGGUGACGGGUUCGAUUCUCGAAGGGAAAAUGUUUUAUAUUUUGGAACAGUUUCAAAAAGUUCGAAGCGUUUUGCCAGAAUUCAUUAUCAUCACUCGUGAUGGCGUUUCCGAGCAGCAAAUGAAGAUGGUGAUGCGUCAGGAAUUCGACGACAUUAAGGCUGGCGUGGCCAAUUUCUGCGAGGUGAAUAAAUUAACGGAAUUCAAACCGAAAUUUUUGCUGUCCGUCACCACGAAACGACACGAUAAACGCUUUUUUGCACGCGAUUCGAAUGGAAUCGUAUCUAACACGUUGCCGGGCACGGUCGUGGAUCGAACGGUGACGCGUGCCGAUUGUACUGAGGUGUUCAUGCAGGCGCAUCGGGUCAUUCAGGUUUAUUAUUAUCAUNCAAUCGAUAAUGAUGUCGUUGUGUUAUACUCACCAAAUCAUCAAUUCAGCAAUAUCGAUCCCAGAACCGAUUUACCAGGCUGA
Molecule: messenger RNA, 546 nt
Organism: Anisakis simplex (herring worm)
Lineage: Eukaryota; Metazoa; Nematoda; Chromadorea; Rhabditida; Anisakidae
Source: the annotation of a GenBank genome assembly